This is a messenger RNA of Pseudogymnoascus verrucosus, 2337 nucleotides long. RefSeq names its product pre-mRNA-splicing factor cwc22 (gene CWC22). Lineage: Eukaryota; Fungi; Ascomycota; Leotiomycetes; Thelebolales; Thelebolaceae. Gene Ontology annotation, cellular component: catalytic step 2 spliceosome. Gene Ontology annotation, molecular function: RNA binding; protein binding. Bases 1 to 2337 code for a protein of 778 amino acids. Gene Ontology annotation, biological process: mRNA splicing, via spliceosome. The record is from RefSeq and is a predicted model, not a curated record. The transcript has a single exon.
AUGGAGGAUCCAGCGCCUACCUCGCCCAAACGGCACUCGGAUGAAAGAUCCCCAAACAGAGUACCUACGUCGCCGCGUCGCAGCGAUCAUCACAACCGAUCACACGACAAACCAUUGGCUUCUCGAGGCCGCCCAGCCACAACCGUGAGGACCGAAGAGGAAAAGCAGGCAGCUGCGAAGGCAGAAUAUGAAAAGCUAUUGAAUGUGAGGUCCGGAGGCACAUACAUCCCUCCUGCGCGUUUAAGGGCCCUGCAGUCGCAAAUUACCGACAAGUCGAGCAAGGAAUACCAGCGCAUGGCCUGGGAGGCCCUCAAAAAAUCUAUUAAUGGUCUCAUCAACAAGGUCAACGUCUCGAAUAUCAAGUUCAUUGUGCCUGAACUCUUCGGCGAGAACCUUGUGAGAGGGCGUGGAUUGUUCUGCCGAAGCAUUAUGAAGGCGCAGGCUGCCAGUUUGCCAUUUACUCCUAUAUAUGCAGCUAUGGCAGCUAUCGUGAACACGAAGCUGCCGCAAGUAGGCGAGCUGCUCCUUACAAGACUUAUUAUACAAUUCAGGAAAGCUUUCAAACGAAACGACAAGGCUGUCUGCCUCUCUUCUUCCACCUUCAUCGCACAUCUCUGCAACCAACAGGUGGCGCACGAAAUGAUCGCCGCCCAGAUACUACUCUUAUUACUACACAAACCUACGGAUGACAGCGUUGAAAUCGCCGUUGGCCUAACUCGCGAGGUAGGCCAGCAUUUGGAAGAGAUGAGCGGUCCCAUUGCAUUGGCUGUUUUCGACCAGUUCCGAAGCAUUCUCCACGAGGCAGAUAUCGACAAGCGAGUCCAAUAUAUGAUCGAGGUGUUGUUUCAAGUCCGGAAAGACAAAUACAAGGAUAAUCAGGCUAUCAAGGAGGAACUGGAUUUAGUGGAGGAGGAAGAUCAAAUUACACACCGUACGAGCUUGGAUGAUGAGCUCGACGUCCAGGAUGGCUUGAACAUUUUCAAGUUUGAUCCAGAGUGGGAAGAGCAUGAGGAGGCGUACCAGCGUCUUAAGGCGGAAAUUCUUGGGGAAGGCAGUGACGAGGAGGACGAAGACGAGGACGAGAGUGACGAAAGCGAAGAUGAUGAAGAAAAACAAGAAGAGAAGGCCUUGGAAAUCAAGGAUGCUAGCAAUGCUGAUCUUGUGAAUUUGAGGAGGACGAUAUACCUGACGAUCAUGUCCAGUAUCGACCCGGAGGAGUGCUGUCACAAACUGAUGAAGGUCUCAUUACCUCCUGGGCAGGAACCAGAGCUUCCCUCUAUGAUCGUUGAGUGUUGUUCGCAAGAACGCACAUAUCAAAAGUUCUACGGUCUGAUUGGCGAGCGAUUUGCUAAAAUCAAUCGCCUCUGGACCGAUCUCUUCGAGCAGUCGUUUACCAAGUAUUACGAUACGAUCCAUCGCUAUGAGACCAACCGACUGAGGAACAUUGCCCGUUUCUUCGGCCACCUUCUCAGUUCAGACGCGCUUGGCUGGCAUGUCCUUACCGUUAUCCACUUGAACGAGGAAGAGACUACGUCAAGUAGCCGUAUCUUCAUCAAGAUCCUGUUCCAAGACCUCGCGGAGGCCAUGGGCAUGAAGAAACUCCAGGCACGUCUGAAGGACGACGCAUACCAAGCCAACUUCACAGGCUUAUUCCCCCGCGACAACCCGCGCAACACGAGGUUCUCCAUCAACUACUUCACCAGCAUCGGCAUGGGAGCAGUUACGGAGGACAUGCGCGAGUACCUACAGAACAUGCCCAAGCCAGCGCUGCCUGCCCUCCCCGCCGCAGCGGCGGAAUCAGACGGCAGCUCCGUAUCGAGCUACUCAUCUUAUACGGGCUCCUCGUAUUCACGCUCUCGAUCACGGUCCCGGUCGGGCUCUCGGUCUCGGCCACUCGUUCGCGCGCGCUCGCGCUCACGCUCACGUUCCCGAUCCUACUCCAGCUCUCGCUCCAGAUCCCGUUCCCGCUCGCGUGGCCGGUCAUACUCACGCCCACACUCGCGUUCCCGGUCGCGCCGCCGCUCCUACUCUCGCUCGCGCUCCCGAUCGGUCUCUCGCUCCCCAGUCCGAGGAGCAGGAGCAGCCCGCCCAGUUUCGCGCGGUCGUUCGCGCUCUGCUAGUCCCCGCAGGCGUUCUGGAGCUGCAAAGAGGGGAAGGAGCAUUAGCCGCUCGCGCUCAGACUCGCGGUCGUUGUCUCCCUCAGCAGAGCGUUCGCUGAGCCUAGCGCGUAGACGAGGACCGAGGUCCGCGUCGCCUCCGCCAAAGAGACGGCGCGAAUACAGGGAUUCGAGGUCGCCGUCACCACCGCCGUCGAAGAGGGGUCGGAGGUAUAGCUAG